UCAGCCCUGAAUCUGUCAGACGGUUAGACGAGAUGGUCGUUGUAGGGCCCUUCCAUCUGAAACAGUCUGUUCUGUUACUGAAAGGAAUAACAGGAGCAAGCAGUUUUCCAGGUUAGGUUAACCGAAAACCAGCUGUGAUGCCUUCUGCAAAAUUUUCUAUGAAACCACCAUCGCCUUGCCUCAGGACUCUGCUGGAGCAGGUACUCUUGUUGGCCAUGUGAUGAUUGGAGUUUCCGAUCUGAAAGUGAAGUCCUGUGGAAACUUAGAGAAAACAUAAAGAAUGGCUCUAACACAAUGCUGACUGUUAAAAUCUGGGUCUUACAGGGAUCAAUACAGAAGCAGGAGAUAAGGAGUCACACCUGGGAGGGGGGUUGCAGUGGGGAAAAAGUGGGGAUUAUUACAGACCCCUCGGUAAAGGCAAAGCCACGCUUUUGAAAGCUGGAAAAAAAGAGAGUGAUUUCAGCCUUUGUGGUUGCUGGAGGUAGGUGUUCUACUGCCAAAGUGGCUGUUGGUUGUACUAAACUGAAAUACCGUUUCCCUUUUGCUGUGAGAGGGUUUGCAGGUGAGGUGUUCAUAGGCUGUACCACCUCGCUUGUUGUCUGCCCAGGUGAUAACGACUUGUGCUGUUCUGUAAACACCAUGACUCCUUCGUUCUGUGCUCUCUCAGAUGUGCAGGCUGCUUGUCAGGAUGCCACUGUCACCCAGGAGCUUCUGAAAGAGGGCUUCCACAGGGACCUGCUGGUGAAGGUGGAACUCGGCGCAGUGGGGGAGGAGGCACAAGGAUGUGCAGUGGCAGCUAGGAUUCAUCUUCCACCAGGAAUCUAUGUGGAUCCCGACGAGCUGGCAUCGCUGCAGCAGCACAAUUUAACAAAGGCAGUGUUAAUUCCUGAGGUUGUUGAUGUGGAGGCUCCCGAGUACUUAGCCACAGAUCUUCUUGUUCUCCUGUAUUUGGAACCCGACCCUCGGUGUUCUCGCUGUUUUAGAGCUGCCUUGCCUGUGCACGGGCGGUACCACCGGCCAGCAGAGGAGAGUGAGGAAGCGUUGGUCAUUCUGAAGAGCCCAGAAGUACUGGUCUGCUGCUGUGAUGAUCGCCUGUCAGCAGAGUGUCGGAAGCCUGCUGAAGUGGAAGCUCCCUGUUCAGGUGGAAAUGUCAGUCCCUGUCAGUGGUACAGCAUAACGCACAAACCUGCCAGCGAGGAAUUGAUUCUGCAGAUUCCAGUGGGGCUCAGGCAACAUAGUUCCUUCGUGUGUGCUGUGACUCUUCUUGCUACGGUGCUCUGUUCCAGCCUGAUUCUUGCAGCCGUAUGCAGAUACGGACACUUCUCCCCGGUGACCUGCUUGGAAUAAAGAAAUACAGAAUGACUGACCUGCGUCCAGCAAAACUCAUGGAAUGUUACAUCAGCUUCCUAAAUGAAUCCUGCUCUACUGUUAUUUAUAUCUUGCUAAUGUGGGAGGGUCCCACACUGGUUAGAUUUUCCUUGGCCUAAUCCUUACAAACACCUUUCACGCACAAAGGACUGUUUUGGUGCAUUGUCAAUGGACAAAGCAGGUGGAGGGUAGGAAUAGCACUGCAAAAAGCUGGAAGGACUGCCACAGUCUUGGUUCCAAAUCCCUCCCCCUGGCCUGGAGCCUGCUUCGGCUACAGUGCUGCCUCUUACAAGGGUGUUUGUGUUUCUUGAAUUUAAACCAGCUGACUCAGGGAUUGGUUAUUAAGGGUAUGGAAAGCAUUAUCUGUCAUUAAAGUUUCUGAAUUUUCAGCUUGUGUACACUGUCCAGAUGGGUUACAUGUUAGUUUGGGAAGAGACCACCUGUGCUUACCUGGGACAGCAGGCGUCUUAAAUAAUCUCUCCUAUUCUGUUAACUGGGAGGGAUUAACUGCUCUUGGUCUAAUUAGUCAGCGUUGAAAGAGUUUAGAAAAUUUGAAAGAAAUUUCACCCUUUUUCAGAAGCAGAAAGAGUAACCCUUGGAAGGCAAGAGCUGGGGAAAAGAUACUAACUAGAAGCAAAUAUUUAGAAGACUUGCAUUCAGCUGUCAGAACAGUUGAUAAAUAGAAGGAAGUGGAGAGGAAGUUACUUAAUGGAAAACCUGAGUGGUCCUGGAUUGACAGAAGAGCUCAGCUGCUGUUUCUAAUUGUCAGUAGGUGGCAUUGUGAGCUUAUGGUAACUCCUGUGGACUGUUGGUGGAGAAAAUAUGAUUUUAUUCCCUAUGAGCUGAGAGUUAAGUUAGUAAAACCAGGUGAUUUUGGGGAGUGCAUGUGUGAGGGGG
Molecule: messenger RNA, 2265 nt
Organism: Egretta garzetta (little egret)
Lineage: Eukaryota; Metazoa; Chordata; Aves; Pelecaniformes; Ardeidae
Gene: PIGX
Product: phosphatidylinositol glycan anchor biosynthesis class X
Exons: 5
Coding region: 640-1347 (235 amino acids)
Biological process (GO): GPI anchor biosynthetic process
Cellular component (GO): endoplasmic reticulum membrane
Source: RefSeq, a predicted model, not a curated record